AUGAGGAUUACAGCAAUAUUAUGGGCGGCAAAGGCCCGCACCGCGACUCCCAUUCCGCGGCGGAUGCAGCGGGACCAGGUGAGAAAACUGUUGGGCCUCUCGGAUCAGCAAUGGCCCAUAUUCCUACGCAUCUCCCUAGCAGUCUGCCAAGACUAUGCAGGAGCCAAACUGAGCGACAUCAGUCCGCCCGAAAAAGAAGAAAUGAUGGACAGAAUAAGAUCUGUACUUCACCAAGAAGGGCUUCCACCCCUUGACGACGAAGCAAUCGAAUGGCGGAUAUCAAAAUGUCUACCCGAACUCCGAGUAAAGAAGCGAGAUAUCGAACACUGCCACAGCUGGGAGGCAACCACCGAGACAAAAUUCCCACGUCAGCUCCUGCGUGAGGCGGUGCUCGCGCAUAUCGACAAGAUACCUACUAAGAACUUGUGCUACUGGACGCAAAUCCCCCAAGACGUGCGUCAAGAUGUUGUGGAAGAAGCUAACCGUAGACUGGCUGAAAAGGGAAUGCCAGUGGUGGAUGAAGCAGCGCUGCUGUAUCGAUUAAGAAAGUAUAUGAAUCACUGGAUCAAGAGUGGAUUAGUACAAGAUACGAAAGAAAGCAGACGCCACAAUGAUAAGACGGAGUAA
Molecule: messenger RNA, 627 nt
Organism: Bipolaris oryzae ATCC 44560
Lineage: Eukaryota; Fungi; Ascomycota; Dothideomycetes; Pleosporales; Pleosporaceae
Exons: 4
Coding region: 1-627 (208 amino acids)
Source: RefSeq, a predicted model, not a curated record